AUACAAAUUAUGAGGGAAGGAAGCCUGUAGAAAUUUUAAGCGGAGAGCGCACAAGAAAUCGCGUUCCCGUGCUUUGUUAUAACCUUGUUUAUAUGUACACACAUACAUACACAAACUUUCCUCUUUACUCCAACUGAGAAGGAAAAACGCAUAUAGUGUUUUUACCACUUUGCUCAGAUAGAGCUGGUGGUGGUAAUCACAGUCGCUGCAAAUUGUUAUCAGAAUUGAUCGAGUUUAGGUUUUUUUUUUUUUUUUUUUUAAAUUCUUCGUUUUAGGUGUUCGACGAGGUUUCUUCAAUGGAGACGUUGAGUUUUCAUGACGGCAACAUUUUCGAUUUGGUUGAUAGCAGACAUACAGAUGCUCGCUGCGAUCACAGAUUGCAAAUGCACUCUUCGCUCGUGCGGAGGCUGAGACUGGAGAGAGAAUUAGAGGGGGAAUCUUCGUGUAUGCUUCUUCCUCUAAGUUUCGAUGGAGGUCAUUUUUCACAUCAAACUAUUGGCCAUCAAGGCUGUGUCAAUGCAAUGGCCUGGAAUUCAAAAGGUUCACUUCUGAUAUCUGGAUCAGAUGACACUCAGAUUAAUAUCUGGAGCUAUUCUGGUCGGAAGCUUUUGCAUUCUAUAGAUACAGGACAUUCUGCAAACAUAUUUUGUACCAAGUUUAUCCCUGAAACUUCUGAUGAGUUAGUAGUAUCUGGAGCUGGGGAUGCGGAAGUGCGGUUGUUUAAUUUAUCCCACUUAAGUUGGAGAGGACAUGAUGAUAAUGCUAUAGCUCCUUCCGGGUUGUAUCAAUGUCACACCAGACGAGUAAAAAAAUUAGCUGUUGAGGUCGGUAACCCCAAUGUGGUCUGGAGUGCAAGUGAAGAUGGGACUUUAAGACAGCAUGAUUUUAGGGAGAGCACUUCUUGCCCUCCUGCAGGAUCUUCUCGCCAGGAAUGCCGUAAUGUUCUACUCGAUUUUCGGUCGGGAGCAAAAAGGUCACUUGCUGAUCCCCCAAGGCAUCUUCUUGCACUAAAAUCUUGUGAUAUCAGUUCUACUCGGCCUCAUUUGCUCCUAGUUGGUGGGAGUGAUGCAUUUGCUCGCCUAUAUGAUCGAAGAAUGUUGCCGCCGCUGACCUCUUGCCAGAAAAGGACAUCUCCACCUCCAUGUGUUAACUAUUUCUGCCCGAUGCAUCUUUCAGAACGUGGGAGUUCAGGCUUGCACCUAACUCAUGUUACUUUUAGUCCUAAUAGUGAAGAAGUGCUGCUUAGUUAUGGCGCAGAGCAUGCAUACCUUAUGGAUGUUAACCACGAUGGUACCGGUGCCAUGCAAUAUACUCUUGGAGAUGUUUCGAAACUUAUGAGUUUCUCUCCUGUACUCAGUGGUGUGGAAUGUCAAUCACCAGCUUCUAGUGUAUAUCAAAAUGUUCUUCACAGGUCAACUGAUGAUGUUAUGCUUGAGAAGUGCAGGGUGUUGGUUGAAAUUGCUAAGAGGUCCUUAGAGGAGGGGAUAGAUUUAUUCCAUGCAAUUGAGGCAUGCAACGAAGUCUUGGAUGGGCAUGGUGGUAACAUUGGGUCUGGAUUAAGGCAUGAAUCUCUUUGUACACGUGCUGCCUUAUUGCUUAAGAGGAAAUGGAAAAAUGAUGCCCAUAUGGCUAUACGAGACUGCUACAAUGCACGGAGAAUUGAUAGUUCUUCCUUUAGAGCUCAUUACUACAUGUCUGAAGCAUUAGAGCAGUUGGGCAGAAGUAAAGAAGCUCUAGAGUUUGCAGUUGCAGCACAACUUUUGGCACCUUCCAAUUCUGAUGCAGCAGAGAAGGUUGCAAGGAUAAAAAGCAAUCUUGCAGCAGCUGAAUCUGAAAAGAGCAAUAAGGCAAAUGAUGGGGCAGCAAGGUUUGAGCAUCGAAUUGGAACAGUAUUAUCAUUAAGUGAUAUACUCUUUCAGUCAGAGGCUAAUAGCGAUGCUUCACAUGAUGGACUGAGAUCCGAAAUAGAAGAUUCUGAUUAUGAUGAGGAAGUGGAGUUGGAUUUUGAACCUUCAGUAUCAGGUGAUGAAGGGCAUGAUGUUGAAUCCAACAUACUGCGUGCCAGCUUAAAUCUCCGAAUUCACCGAAAGGGUGGCUCAGCUAGAGAAUUGGGUGGCACUAAUGGCUCAUGUGGAACAGUGCCUUCAUCAUCUCAAAAGAAAAUUUCAUCUUAUCAGCCUGAGGCAGCUAUUGAUAUGAAGCAAAGAUAUGUUGGCCAUUGUAAUGUUGGAACUGAUAUUAAACAGGCCAGUUUUCUUGGUUGGGGAGGUGAAUAUGUUGCCAGUGGGAGUGAUGAUGGUAGGUGGUUUAUAUGGGAAAAGAAGACUGGUAGGCUGAUAAAAAUGCUUCUUGGAGAUGAAGCUGUUGUCAACUGCGUGCAAUGUCAUCCAUAUGACUGUGUUGUGGCAACUAGUGGGAUUGAUAACACUAUAAAGAUAUGGACUCCAAGUGCUCCAGUUCCAUCACUUGUUGCUGGUGGAGCAGCUGGACCUGAUGCCAAUGCAUUGGAAGCAAUGGAAGCCAAUCAACGUAAACUAUGCCGUAAUCGUGAGGCUAUCUUGCCUUUUGAACUUCUGGAGCAAUAUCGGAUGCGUGAUUUUUCUGAAGGAACUUCUUUUUUUGGUAGGUUUUCUGAAGGAACUUUGCAUCCAUUUGAGUGUACACAGAGCUAGAUUGCUUCUUACCUCCUAAAGAUACAUACAGAAGGUUUGUUACAGAUGUUCAACAAUCAGCUUUUGGCAGUAGAAAAUUAGAUGAUCAUUUAAAGCUUGUUGUGCCUCGCAACAAUAAGGUAAUGAUUGAAUAAAGUACGGGCACCUGUAGAGCUGCUUAAGUAGUAUGCAAUCAUUUGUUAUUUUAGUUUUCAAAGGUUUGUCCAUCCUUCACCCAUCUUAGGGGAUUUUUAUUGUCAAUAUGUUGUUAAAUAUAUUUCUGUACAGUUAAUCGCGUGAAUGUAAAUAUUUUCUUGACUUCAUCUGGCAGCAUUGAUGAGAGUUUGUAUAAAUUUCCAAUGCAGAGUUUUCUUUAAACU
Molecule: messenger RNA, 3031 nt
Organism: Carica papaya (papaya)
Lineage: Eukaryota; Viridiplantae; Streptophyta; Magnoliopsida; Brassicales; Caricaceae
Gene: ASG2
Product: transducin family protein / WD-40 repeat family protein
Biological process (GO): negative regulation of fatty acid biosynthetic process
Cellular component (GO): Cul4-RING E3 ubiquitin ligase complex; cytoplasm
Molecular function (GO): protein binding
Source: RefSeq, a predicted model, not a curated record